Messenger RNA from Podarcis muralis (Common wall lizard), 5329 nucleotides. It is a transcript of the gene PTH1R, whose product is annotated as parathyroid hormone 1 receptor. Gene Ontology annotation, biological process: intracellular calcium ion homeostasis; cell surface receptor signaling pathway; adenylate cyclase-activating G protein-coupled receptor signaling pathway. NCBI's taxonomy places the organism in Eukaryota, Metazoa, Chordata, Lepidosauria, Squamata, Lacertidae. Gene Ontology annotation, molecular function: peptide hormone binding; parathyroid hormone receptor activity; G protein-coupled peptide receptor activity. Gene Ontology annotation, cellular component: plasma membrane. The record is from RefSeq and is a predicted model, not a curated record.
UCUCCACCCCCACCCCACUUUACAACUCCCCCAACCCCUCCCCUCCACCCCUUUCCCCCCGCCCCUUCUGAGAGAGUGUGUUUGUGUUUGACAAAGAAAUGGUUUGAACUUCCCACUGCCUCUUGAAGGGGGGGGGAGAAAAGGGAAACGGAAUAGCAGUUUUGACAUAUGGAUGUGAUUUGUCAGCCAGGGGACAGAUGCGUUCAGGCAGAAGGCCCUGCCACCAGGGACUGAGGCUGUGUCUUCUUGGGGCGCUCAGCACCCCCCGUUCCAUGCACUGCUCCUCGCUUCGCCUCUUCCGACCCCUUUGAAACUCUUCAGUCAUGAGAAAGCGAGGCAAAGAACUGUUCUUCCUCGCCUCCUGCCUUUGGGGCUAACUCUGCCACCUCGCCCCACGUUUCCCCCCUGAACCCCUAAACCCCCAUCAACAAACUGGGGCCUGCCAGUAACUCAAGGAACACAGCGACAGGAUUACCGGACAGUCCAGCCUGCUGGAGACUUCUUGGAUGUUGCAGACAGUCUCCGUUUGGCUAUGGGAUCCUAUCUGAUGUACCACAGCUUGGGUCUGGUCAUAUGCUGCACGGUGCUUAGUUCCGUCUUCGGGCUGGAGGAUGUGGACGACGUCCUGACAAAGGAAGAGCAGAUCUUCCUGCUGCUCAAAGCCAAGGCCAAGUGUGAGCGCCAUCUAAAGGCCAAAGGACCCAAACUGCAAGAUGGGUUCUGCGUCCCCGAGUGGGACAACCUCAUCUGCUGGCCCGAAGGUGCCCCGGGCAAGACAGUGGCCAUGCCCUGCCCAGAUUACAUCUACGACUUCAACCACGAAGGCCAUGCCUAUCGACGGUGUGACUUGAACGGGAGCUGGGCUCUGGUGCCCAGCAACAACCGCACUUGGGCCAACUACAGCGAGUGCGCCAAGUUCCUCACCAUCAACACCACGGAAAGGGAAGUCUUCGAUCGCCUCUAUUUGAUUUAUACUGUCGGCUAUUCCAUCUCGCUGGGGUCCCUAACCAUCGCUGUCCUUAUCCUAGGAUACUUCAGGCGCUUGCACUGCACAAGGAAUUACAUCCACAUGCACCUGUUUGUCUCCUACAUGCUGCGAGCCAUCAGCAUCUUCGUGAAGGACGCCGUCCUGUACUCCGGCUCGGCACUGGAGGAGAUGGAGCGGAUCUCGGAAGAGGACUUCAAGUCCAUCACGGAGGCACCUCCAGCAGACAAGUCCCAGUUGGUGGGUUGCAAGGUAGCAGUGACCUUGUUCCUUUACUUCCUGGCCACCAACUACUACUGGAUCCUGGUGGAAGGGCUCUACCUUCACAGCCUCAUCUUCAUGGCCUUCUUCUCGGAGAAGAAGUACCUUUGGGGAUUCACGUUAUUUGGCUGGGGGCUCCCUGUUGUGUUUGUUACAUUCUGGGCAACGUUAAGGGCGACGUUUGCAGACACAGAGUGCUGGGAUUUAAGUGCUGGCUACUUCAAAUGGGUUAUUCAGGUGCCUAUCCUCAUAGCUGUCAUGGCAAAUUUUAUCCUGUUCAUCAAAAUUCUCAGAGUCCUCGCAACCAAACUCCGAGAAACAAACGCGGGGAGGUGUGACACGAGGCAACAGUACAGGAAGCUACUGAAAUCCACCCUGGUCCUCAUGCCUCUUUUCGGAGUUCAUUAUAUUGUUUUUAUGGCUAUGCCGUACACCGAAGUGUCAGGGAUCAUCUGGCAAAUUCAAAUGCACUAUGAAAUGCUCUUCAACUCUUUCCAGGGUUUUUUUGUCGCCAUUAUCUAUUGCUUUUGCAACGGGGAGGUUCAAGCAGAGAUAAAGAAGUCAUGGAGCAGAUGGACGUUAGCGCUUGACUUUAAGCGGAAAGCUCGCAGCGGGAGCACCACCUACAGCUACGGGCCCAUGGUGUCCCACACCAGCGUGACCAAUGUCACCGCGAGAGGCGGGAUCGCCCUGCAGCUCAAUUCGAAACUCCUUCCAGGAGCCCUCAACGGACACCGGAACUUGCCGGGAUACGUCAAAAAUGGCUCCAUUUCGGAGAACUCUAUGCCUUCCACUGGACCGGAACAGUACAACAAAGAGGAGGAGUAUCUCAACGGGUCGGGACUCUACAACGGAGACCGGCCAACGGUCCUUGUGGAAGAGGAAAAGGAGACGGUGAUGUAAAGGGGUGGGUGGGAGGAAUGGUCAAACGUCCAAAGGAUAAGUGACCCAGGAAGCACUGGGUGUUCAUAGGAAUCCCUGGCCAAUCACUGAAUGCUGAGGUUCUUCAGACGUUUUCCCCCCGGUUCUUCGGAACGAGGUGUCAAGUUCUGCGGGGAAAUGCAGGUCCGCGGUCCAAUCACACACACACACAAACACACACACACUUUUGUUCCCUGGCUUGCUCUCUCGCUUUCUCACGGUGUUCAUGAAGGCAAGGGCUCUCCAGACCCAGGAGAGCUCGUCAUUCCCGGUUAAAAUGAAGGAGAUCCUCCGAGUUUACAAAGACAGCGCUCUGAGCUUUAUCUGCCACUGAAAUAGAAACGGAAGAAGAUGUCGUGCGUCACGUUUUGGCGCCAAGAGAGUGAAGGGUAGAGCAUCAUUGUCCGGUGGUGGUGCAAGCUUGCCCCAAGGCCUUCCUGAACGUGACCGUUUCCCAUGUUUAUUGGAAAGAAACAGGGUUUGUCAUGUGGUCGAUCCAUCCAAGAGGGGUUCAGCCCAAUGAACCCUCAUUUCUGGCCGUCGCUAACUGGAAUCUGCUCCCUGGAAGGGCUUUACAUAGUUGUUCCUCCUUUGAUUAAGGUCCGGUCCUCGAAAGACCUGGUUGCAUGUUCCUACGGGAAGCAGGAAAUCUUUCAUCUGAACAACGUGGGGUUUUUACUCCCGGUAAUUCGCUUUAAUAACAGCCAAAUGGGAGUCGUGGAGGGUCCUUUGUCUGAGCUGAGCUGAAAUUUUGAGUGAAAGGAGCCGGUGCAAUUGGACGGAAGCAGCCGAGAGCGGGCAGCCCAGCUUUCACGGCAAUCUCAUCCAUUCUGUUUUGUGGGUAGCAGAGGGGGAAUCUGUGCUGCCGAAUUUUGUGUGCUUUUUGUCAGUUUGGCUGUCAAUUUCAUUGCCGCCCGCCCAGCGCAAAAAAAAUCCUGGAAAUUGUAGUCUGGUGGGCACCUCAAUCAUUCUUGUCCUCUCCCAGAAUGAUAAUUUCCAGGAUCCCUGGAAAGGGAAUGUCCUUGAGAACCAAUUUAAAUCGGAAAUGUAAAGGCACCCUGAGAAACAGCGGGGUCAGCUGGAAGCUGGUUUGAUAGCAGUAAGGGGUGAGUUAUCCUAUGAAGAAGCUUCUCGACUGGCCCAUUUUGCAGAUCCAAGAUGAGAGGGACGCCUUUGGCCUUCUGGCUACUGCUAGACUACAACUCCCAUCAUCUGUACACACCACUGGCAUGCAGGGGCUGAUGGGAGAUGUAGUCCGACAGGUUCCGGAGGCCCACCCCUGUACUAGAUUCUGGGAGCCGCAUUUUGGACCGGUGUGUUUUCAAGAGCUGCUGGAGCAAAUAUCUGUACUGCCCAGGUGUUCCAUAUUCACCAAGGAUGAAGGGAAGUUGGCUAAAAGUCACAGGAAGGGCAGAGGUGAUUGUGCGAAGCAAGGGUGGUGGACCCAAAGUCAGGUUGGCCAGAGGUGCUGCUGGUCACCUCCGCCUACCCAAAAAGCCAUGCUGACUAUCCUACCUCUGCUGUCAUAACACCUAAUGGGGACAAAUCACAAGACCUUUUUGGACAUGGUGGUUCACGGUCGUCCAACAGCAGGGCCGGCCCAAGACAAGAUGGCACCAAGGACAAGAUGGCGCCCUCCAAUUCCACUUGUAGAAUCCAGUGGGGCUGGCAGUGAACUCAUACUUCCAGCACCAACAAUGGGAUGGCGUAUCUCUACCAUAUCUGGGGGUUCAGUAGGCCAUCUUAGGGGGUCUGAAGUAGGCUGCCCUGGGGGACUUAGGGGAAUGGUGACAGCUCCUUUCCCCCAGUAUCCUGGCACAGGUCAGAAAUUUGUCUACCGCCUUGGCCACUGGCAAAGAACCAACCUGAUCUGGGUCGCCCAGGUAACCACCACUUGAAAACUGGUUGUGCAAAUUGUUUCUCGAGAUCUUCAAUUUCCGGAGAUUAGGGAGCAACUCAACCCCGUCCACAUUUACACAGGCGUUAAUCCCACUGAUUUCAAUGGAGACAUCGUCUUAGGAUCAUGGCCCCGUUUUGGUUGGGAAUGUCUGCCCUGCAGACACCUCUUGAUUUUUAUACCACUUUGAUGGUCAUGGGCUCCCCUAAGGAAUUCUGGGAGUUGUAGUUCAGCACAGAGGCUGAGAAUGCUCUGUUUGGGAUGCUGGGGCCCUUUCUGAGAACUACAGUUCCCUGGUCAGAGGGAAUAAAUCCUAAAUCAGAUUCAGUAUGUAGCACAUACUGUGUGCCACAGUCAGCCUCUUCUGUCUUCUCCUUUUGCAACCAAGCCAAACUCCGGAAGUAAAAAAAAUCCCUUUGCUAAACUGCAACUGAUGCAUAACUUCCAAAAAUUUCCAAACAUGCUUAAUAAUAAUCAAAAUAAUCUUGCAUAAAACAACUAGGAAAUCCCAUAUCUUAAAAAAAGUCCUAUUAAAAUGAAUUCCGUUUAUAUCCUUCCUUCACUCCCCAUGGGAGCAAAUUCUCCAGCACCUAAGAGCCUACAGUCUUAGUUAUUGUGGGAGAGAGUUAAGAAGACAUUUAAAACUGGCUUGCACACCUCAAGUGAAUUUACCUUAAUGAACCCAAGAGCAGAUUUGGCGAACAAGGAGUGAUGGAGAUGUCCAUUGUAAAAGAAAACCAUGUCAGGGUCUGUAAGAGAGCUUGAAAACUGCCUUGGUUUUUUCCCUCCCAUCAAGUUGUCUAAUAUCUUCUCUCUUCAGCCAGAAGACCCCAAAGGGUCAACACGCCUAUUCUGCAAUUUUAAAAUAUAGAUAUGUUGAUCCUGUCCCCAAAAGAGGCUGAAUGUUGCAACCGGUAUCAGUUACCCAGAUUUGCACAGUUGAGCUUAUUUUGCAUAAUUUAUUCCCUGCGUUUCCUAUUUUGCAUAAUUUAUGAUGGCACGGCUAGUCGUGAGGAAGGGGAGGAGCUAAAAUGGGUCUGAAGCCCCGCCCACACACAUCACUAGAAAGCUUAUUCGUUCUUCAAUCUGGCUUCUGAGAUUUUGCUCUGAUUUCCCUGGGCAUUCUCAGACGUUCAGGGCUAGAAACUUGCUCUCUUUUUAAGGAAAGGAAAGGAAACUGAAAUCAACAGGUGGUAUCAUGGUCCUGUGAUUAAAUCCACACACACACACACACACACACACACACACACCACACUUCCACAAAA